CUGAUUGGACGACAUGCUGAUCCGUCAUCUUUGUGGGCGGUGCUUGCGGAAUAACAGUUGCAGCUCCAUCUUUGUAGGAUUUGACAGGAGCUUUGACCUGUGUCGAAGAGGACCGAAAGCCCGGGGCUGAAGAAGUACAAGUAGAUUCUCAAUGAAAACAGCAGCUUAGAAACCUGUUUCUGAAACAGAGACAGAGGGCUUUCAUCUUACCAGACAGCAAGACUAUACAUUCACAUGACCCUCAAAAAUGCCUAAUUUCAACGCUCUCCCUGGACUGGUGGAAAUCCAACGGAACUAAUGGGACACACGGGCUUAAUAUAAAUCCUUUUUGGUGAAUGACACUAUAUCAGAAAACCUACCGUGACAGCGAAAGAGAGACACACACGGAAGUGCGGACAUGGCUGACAGAACUGCUCCCAACUGCCACCUGAGACUGGAGUGGGUGUACGGAUACCGGGGACAUCAGUGCCGCAACAACCUGUACUACACCGCCGCCAAGGAAAUAGUCUAUUUUGUCGCCGGUGUGGGAGUUGUGUACAACACCCGGGAGCACAAGCAGAAAUUUUACCUGGGGCACAACGAUGACAUAAUCAGUUUAGCUCUGCAUCCGGAGCGUGUGUUGGUGGCCACAGGACAGGUGGGCAAGGAGCCUUAUAUCUGCGUAUGGGACUCCUACACUGUACAGACUGUGUCCAUCCUCAAGGAUGUGCACACACACGGCGUUGCAUGCCUGGCCUUCGACCUCGAGGGACAGUGUUUGGUGUCCGUGGGUUUGGACUCUAAAAACACAAUCUGUGUGUGGGACUGGAGGAGAGGGAAGGUUCUGGCAGCCGCUCCCGGUCAUACAGACAGGAUAUUUGACAUAUCAUGGGAUUUGUACCAGCCGAGCAAGCUUGUAAGCUGUGGUGUCAAACAUAUCAAGUUUUGGAGCUUAUGCGGUAAUGCUCUCACACCCAAACGUGGUGUUUUUGGCAAAACGGGGGACCUCCAAACCAUUCUCUGCCUUGCCUGCGCCAAGGACGAGGUCACAUAUUCAGGUGCCUUGAAUGGUGACAUCUAUGUGUGGAAAGGGGUCAACCUGAUGAGGACGGUGCAAGGAGCUCAUGGGUCAGGGAUUUUCAGCAUGAAUGUCUGUGAAGAGGGCUUUGCCACCGGGGGCCGAGACGGCUGCGUCCGGCUGUGGGAUCUCAACUUCAAACCAAUUACUGUCAUUGAUCUCAGGGAAACAGACCAAGGAUAUAAAGUAGCUAGAGGUGAAAAUAGCAGAGGGCUGUCUGUGCGCAGCGUGUGCUGGCGAGGAGAUCACAUCCUGGUGGGCACGCAGGACAGCGAAAUUUUCGAGGUGGUGGUCCACGACCGUAACAAGCCCUUCCUCAUCAUGCAGGGUCACUGUGAGGGCGAGCUGUGGGCUCUUGCUGUCCACCCCACCAAGCCUCUUGCCAUGACAGGAAGUGAUGAUCGCUCAGUCAGGUUAUGGAGCCUUAUAGAUCAUGCACUGAUAGCUCGCUGUAACAUGGAGGAGCCUAUCCGCUGUGCAGCCGUGAGCACUGAUGGCAUUCACCUGGCGCUGGGAAUGAAGGAUGGCUCCUUCACCGUUCUCAGAGUCAGAGAUAUGACAGAGGUGGUCCAUAUCAAGGACAGGAAGGAGGCCAUUCAUGAGUUGAAGUAUUCCCCUGAUGGGGCCCACUUGGCUGUUGGCUCUAAUGAUAAUUCAGUGGACAUCUAUGGUGUGGUGCAGAGGUACAAGAAAGUGGGCGAGUGCAUUGGCUCCAGCAGCUUCAUCACACACAUGGACUGGUCCACGGACAGCAAGUACCUGCAGACUAAUGACGGCAGCGGCAGGAGGCUCUUCUAUAGGAUGCCAAGUGGGAAGGAGGUGACCAACAGGGAGGAGCUGAAGCUGGUACAGUGGGCUUCAUGGACGUGCGUGUUGGGCCCUGAGGUUAAUGGAAUAUGGCCCAAGUACUCGGAUAUCAAUGACAUCAACUCUGUGGACGCCAAUUUUAACAAUCAAGUCUUAGUAACAGCUGAUGACUAUGGAUUAGUCAAACUUUUACGAUAUCCAUGUGUAAAAAAAGGUGCAAAAUUUAAAAAGUAUUUAGGUCAUUCAGCCCACAUAACCAACGCCAGAUGGUCACAUGACUACCAGUGGGUCAUAACUAUUGGUGGUGCUGAUCACUCAGUGUUCCAGUGGAAGUUUGUUCCUGAAAGAAAGUCUAAAGAAGUUCUGCAUAUAGCGCCACAAGAGACCUUGGCAGACUCUAACAGUGAAGAGUCUGACUCUGAUCAGUCAGACGUACCUGAGAUGGACUCAGAAAUUGAGCAGGAGACGCAGCACACAUAUCGACGACAGGUUUAUAAAGAAGAUCUACCUCAGCUCAAAGAGCAGUGCAAAGAGAAGCAUCGAGCGAUGGCCAUGAAGAAGAAAGAGCGAGCACCGGGGAGUGGGGUGAAGCUGCACUUCAUUCACGGCUACAGGGGUUAUGAUUGCAGGAGCAACCUGUUCUACACCCAAACCGGGGAGAUAGUCUACCAUGUAGCUGCCAUUGGGGUUGUGUACAACAGACAGCAGAAUACCCAACGUUUCUACAUGGGCCAUGAUGAUGACAUCCUCUGUCUGGCUAUCCACCCCCUGAAGGACUUUGUAGCAACAGGCCAGGUCGGCAGAGAUUCCUCCAUCCACAUAUGGGACACAGAAACAUUAAAACCCAUGUCUGUGUUGAAGGGUUUCCACCAGCUCGGAGUGUGCGCUCUGGACUUUUCUGCGGAUGGCAAGCGGCUGGCCUCGGUGGGCCUGGACGACAAUCACACUAUUGUGCUGUGGGACUGGAAGAAGGGGGAGAAGCUCUCUGCCAUGCGGGGAAGCAAGGACAAAAUAUUUGUUGUCAAAAUAAAUCCCUACCUUCCUGACAAGCUCAUCACAGCUGGUGUGAAACAUAUGAAGUUUUGGCAUAAGGCUGGUGGUGGUCUAAUUGGACGCAAGGGGAACAUGGGGAAGACAGAGACUAUGAUGUGUGCCGUGUACGGCUGGUCAGAGGAGAUGGUGUUUUCAGGCACAUGCACGGGGGACAUUUGCAUCUGGAGGGACAUGUUCCUGAUGAAGACUGUCAAGGCUCAUGACGGCCCUGUAUUCAGUGUGCACGCUCUAGAAAAGGGAUUUGUGACUGGAGGAAAGGAUGGUAUAGUUGCUCUGUGGGACGACACCUUCGAGAGGUGCCUCAAGACCUACGCCAUCAAGAGAGCAGUCCUAGCUCCAGGCUCUAAAGGGUUGCUCUUGGAGGACAACCCUUCCAUACGUGCCAUAUCUCUGGGCCAUGGACACAUCCUGGUGGGGACCAAGAACGGAGAGAUCUUGGAGGUGGACAAGAGUGGCCCCAUCACUCUGCUGGUCCAGGGUCACAUGGAGGGUGAAGUGUGGGGCCUGGCCACUCAUCCCCAUCUCCCUCUCUGUGCCACCGUCAGCGAUGACAAAACCCUGCGCAUAUGGGACCUCUCGCCCAGCCACUGCAUGCUGGCUGUACGCAAGCUCAGAAAAGGCGGCCGUUGCUGCUGCUUCUCCCCUGAUGGCAAAGCGUUGGCGGUGGGCCUGAAUGACGGCAGCUUCCUCAUUGUGAACGCAGACACCCUGGAGGACCUGGUGUCCUUCCACCACCGCAAGGACAUCAUCUCGGAUAUCAGAUUCUCUCCAGGUGCUGGGAAGUACCUUGCAGUAGCAUCAGGGGACACUUUUGUGGAUAUUUACAAUGUAAUGAGCAGCAAACGAGUAGGGGUGUGCAAAGGAUGCCUCAACUACAUUACCCAUCUGGACUGGGACAAGAGAGGAAAACUACUCCAAGUCAACACAGGUGCUAAAGAGCAGUUUUUUUUUGAGGCUCCUCGCGGCAAGAGGCAGACCAUCCCGGCUACAGAGGUGGAGAAGAUCGACUGGAGCACGUGGACGUGUGUCCUGGGAACGUCUGUUGAAGGCAUCUGGCCUUUGGUCAGUGAGGUCACUGAAGUGACCGCUGCCUGCCUUAGUAACGACAGGAAGGUGCUAGCAACAGGAGAUGACUUAGGAUAUGUCAAGCUUUUCAGAUACCCUGUCAAGGGGAUGUAUGCAAAGUUCAAACGAUAUGUGGCCCACAGCACACAUGUUACCAAUGUGCGAUGGACCCACGACGACAGCCUCUUGGUGACAGUCGGUGGGGGCGACACGUGCCUCAUGAUCUGGGCCCAUGAGCCCGAGGGCCACCGGGAAUUCAAACAGUGUGACAGUGAGGAGUCGGACAUCGAGAGUGAGGAUGAUGGAGGUUAUGACAGUGAUGUGACGAGGGAGAAUGAGAUCAAUUACACCAUCAAGGCCUUAUCCACCAACAUGCGACCCAUGACGGGUGUGAAACCCCACUUGCAGCUGAAAGAGCCCUCUGUGGACGAAAGACAAGGGGUGGUCAGAGGGUCAAGGCCUCCUGUCAGCAGGGCGCUGCCACAGCCGGAGAAGCUGCAGACCAACAAUGUGGGCAAAAAGAAGAGACCCAUUGAGGACUUGGUGCUGGAGCUGGUGUUUGGUUACCGUGGCAAUGACUGCCGCAAUAACGUGCACUACCUGAACGAGGGGGCGGACAUCAUCUACCACACGGCCUCGGUCGGCAUCGUGCUCAACUUGACGACCUCCUGCCAAAGUUUCUAUGUAGAACAUAGUGACGACAUUCUGUGCCUGACAAUUAAUCAACAUCCCAAAUUCCCCAACGUGGUGGCAACUGGCCAAGUAGGUGAUACUGGUGACAUGUCAGCCACGUCUCCAUCUAUCCAUGUGUGGGACGCCAUGACCAAGCAGACGGUGUCGGUGUUACGUUGCUUCCACUCUGGUGGGGUUUGCUCUGUCAGCUUUAGUGCCACAGGAAAACUCCUGCUGUCUGUGGGCCUGGACCCUGAACACACUGUCACCAUCUGGAAGUGGCAGGAAGGUGCCAAAGUGGCCAGCCGGAUAGGUCACACCCAGAGAAUCUUUGUGGCUGAAUUUAGGCCGGACUCUGACACACACUUUGUGUCUGUGGGGAUCAAGCAUGUGCGUUUCUGGACGUUAGCUGGUCGAGCUUUGCUCAGCAAAAAAGGUGUGCUGAGUUCCAUAGAGGAUGCCCGCAUGCAGACCAUGCUGUCUGUAGCAUUUGGAGCUAAUAACUUGACAUUUACAGGUACCAUAAGUGGGGAUGUGUGUGUGUGGAAGGAACACAUUCUAGUAAGAAUUGUGGCCAAAGCUCAUACGGGCCCUGUGUUCACCAUGUACACCACACUGAGAGAUGGCCUCAUCGUCACCGGGGGCAAGGAAAGACCGUCAAAGGAGGGAGGCGCUCUGAAGCUCUGGGACCAGGAGCUGAAACGCUGCAGGGCGUUUCGAUUAGAAACUGGACAGAUCAUAGACUGUGUUCGCUCUGUAUGCAGAGGAAAGGGUAAAAUCCUUGUGGGGACCAGGAAUGCAGAGAUCAUUGAAGUAGGAGAGAAGAAUGCGGCGUGCAACAUCUUGGUGAACGGACACAUGGAUGGUCCUAUCUGGGGCUUGGGCACCCAUCCCUCCAGAGACGUAUUUCUGUCUGCGGCAGAGGAUGGCACUGUUCGUCUGUGGGACAUCCCAGAGAAGAAGAUGCUGAAUAAGGUGAACCUGGGCCACCCGGCGCGUACCAUCAGCUACAGUCCUGAAGGAGACAUGGUGGCCAUCGGCAUGAAGAAUGGAGAGUUCAUCAUCCUGCUCGUUGCCUCGCUCAAAAUCUGGGGCAAGAAGAGGGACCGGCGCUCUCCUAUCCAGGAUAUUAGGUUCAGUCCAAAUUCCUGUUACUUGGCCGUAGGCUCUACUGAGAGUGCGGUUGACUUCUACGACCUGACGCUCGGCCCGCAGCUGAACCGCAUCAACUGCUGCAGGGACAUCCCCAGCUUCGUGAUGCAGAUGGACUUUUCCGCUGACAGCACUUACGUCCAGAUAUCCACAGGUGCUUACAAACGACUCGUGUAUGAGGUGCCGUCUGGGAAGCAGGUCACAGAGCAGUCCCAUAUUGACAGGAUUACCUGGGCCACCUGGACAAGUGUCCUUGGGGACGAGGUCGUAGGGAUCUGGUCCCGCAACACUGACAAAGCAGACGUCACCUGUGCCUGUGUGUCCCACUCAGGCCUUAACAUCGCCACAGGCGAUGACUUUGGAAUGGUAAAGCUGUUUGACUUUCCAUGUCCAGAGAAGUUUGCCAAACACAAACGCUUUCUGGGCCAUUCUGCGCACUUGACUAAUGUACGCUUCACAAAUGGAGAUCGCUUUGUUGUUAGUGCUGGUGGAGAUGACAGAAGCCUCUUUGUGUGGAGGUGUGUCCAUGCCCCUCACUGAGGACCACACCUGCCUCAGAAAGUCUGGGUGUCUCACAGCAUGGCUCUCCAGAGAAAAUAUUCUGCUAAAGGAUGCAUUUAAACGAAGAGGAGGACGAGGACAGACCUGGCAGCUUGUAAAUUGAGUGAAAGUGGUGAUCUGACUUACUGCCUCAAAACUAGGUGCAUGCAUAUGUGAAAGGCUCAUUUUCAUCACAGCAUCAGUCCUGAUUGUGAACACAGGUGGAGGGCAUACAGCCCUGCUCUCGCAACAUCGCAUCAUCAUUGAAAAAAAAAAAACACAUCUCUCUAAUACAGUAUGUGCAUAUCAUUUCAGUGAUGGAUUAUUUUUUAAGAAUGAGCGUUAUCUGUGUACAUGUCCCAAAUGGCAGUUUUGCCACUUGGCAGGCCUAUGAAAUUGUGUUUCUGACAAUGCCAUUUUUUAAAAACAUGUAGCAAACUGAAUUAGCCUUAAUCUGAGUGUUCAAUUUAUGAGGGUUUGGAUUCUUUUUGUAUUAUGUUGGUUUUACUUUUUGGAUCAUGUAGUCAUUUGUUCUAUUUUUACUGGUAAUUCCAAAUCCUGUGGCCUUCCUCCUGAAUGUAACAUCCACUGUUAUGUUCUGGAUGUCAGCAUGCCAAAGCAUACUAUGCACUGUACACCUGACCUUGUCACUGUGUUACCCUGAUGGUUCGUUUAUGUGGUUGUGUUGUUGACUGGGUGACCUCAAACCUCCCUCGGCAGUGUUCCCCUCAUGACAUGUUAAACGUGUGCAUACUUGUUUGAGGAUUUGUUUGUGGUUAGUGGGUGUGCAUGGCUUACUGGAAGACAAUCCAUCUGAACCAAAUUCUUCAGAAAACAAAAAAGAACAGCUGUAAAUUGAUGUUUCAAUGCACUGUUGCAAUUCUUUUUGUCAGUUUUCAGUGUGCUGCUAUGAUGUAUUAUUGUUGCAUUUUCAUGAAUAUGAAUGGCGUGACAUUUUUCAACAGUAAGUUCAUGUUUUGUGUAAUCAGAUAUAUUGCUUAAAUGGAAUGUUUUAUCAGAGAGAAAAUAUGAAAAGUGCAAAACAUUUUGCUCCUAACUACAGACUAACUACAAAAAAUUGUUGCUGCAUAUUUUGAUUUACAGUAUACCAGUGUAAAUAUCAUUUGUAUAUAUUCUUUUUGUAUAUUUUUUGUGAGAUGUUUCUUAAAUUCCACUUUAAUAAAAAAAGGCAACCAUGAACUUGAA
Molecule: messenger RNA, 7552 nt
Organism: Siniperca chuatsi (mandarin fish)
Lineage: Eukaryota; Metazoa; Chordata; Actinopteri; Centrarchiformes; Sinipercidae
Gene: eml5
Product: EMAP like 5
Exons: 45
Coding region: 398-6346 (1982 amino acids)
Molecular function (GO): microtubule binding
Source: RefSeq, a predicted model, not a curated record